AUGGAAAAUGGCCAUCCAAGUACUCCAAUGGUUAAUAGAUCUCUUGAUGUUGAAAAAGAUCCAUUUCGUCCUUGUGAGGAGAACGAGGAAGUGUUAGGUCCUGAAGUACCUUACAUGAGCGCUAUUGGUGGACUAAUAUAUCUAUCAGAUCCACACAAAGCUAGAUCACAAACAGGUUAUGUUUUCACAAUUGGUGGAACCGCGGUCUCCUGGCGUUCGCAAAAGCAAACUUUGGUUGCAACGUCUUCAAAUUAUGCAGAAACUAUUGCUCUCCAUGAAGCUUGUAAGAGUGUGUGUGGCUCCGGUCUAUGA
Microthlaspi erraticum is the source of this 312-nucleotide messenger RNA. Lineage: Eukaryota; Viridiplantae; Streptophyta; Magnoliopsida; Brassicales; Brassicaceae. The record is from the annotation of a GenBank genome assembly.